Scheffersomyces amazonensis is the source of this 1521-nucleotide messenger RNA. RefSeq names its product Erv29p (gene ERV29). The record is from RefSeq and is a predicted model, not a curated record. The transcript has a single exon. Gene Ontology annotation, cellular component: membrane. NCBI's taxonomy places the organism in Eukaryota, Fungi, Ascomycota, Pichiomycetes, Serinales, Debaryomycetaceae. Bases 335 to 1273 code for a protein of 312 amino acids.
GAUCUAAAGUCAGGUGCUUUGAAAUCAAAAAUUACUCUACUAGGAAAAAAAUUGCUAUGCUGAAACAAUUAUUGAACGAACUUGCACGACCUGAUUUAGUUCCUGUCAGAGAGUCUAAAGUUCGCGUGUCAAGUUUUACCCCAAGAACGAAGAGGCUUCAAUGAUCAGUGCCGAAAGCGAAGGACAUUAAGUAUAAUUGAUCUCAUCUAUAAGUUUGUGGAAAUAUUUUGUUGAAUAACUAAAUCCAAACAUAUCAAAAUAGUUAUUGAUUUCCAUAAUUGUAUAUAAUAUAUAUAUAUCAAUUAUUUUCAUCUUGCAUUUACUAAAUUGAAAAAUGUCUUACCGAGGACCUAAUCAAUUCAACAAUCAAUUUAACAAUCGUAACCCACCAAUAAAUGGCGGAGUUCCUCCUCCAAACAAUAUAGGACCCGUAUCGGCAUCUAAAUCACCAUUAGAUCAAUUUGAAGCUUUUACUAAGAAAGUUGAAGAUUUAAUAGAUGAACAUUUUAAAUCUUUGAAACCUUAUGUUCCAGCUAUAGGUAGAGCUUUCCUUGUUGCUACAUUUUUUGAAGAUUCUUUAAGAAUUAUAACUCAAUGGGCUGAACAAGUGUAUUAUUUACAUAAUUAUAGAAAGAUGUGGAGAUGGCUUACCGUAGUAUUUUUAUUUUUGAAUAUUGUUACUAUGAUUACAGCUUCUACUUUAUUAGUGUUAAGAAAACAACAAACUAUUUCUACUAGUGCAUUAAUUGCAGUUAUUGCAUUCCAAGGUAUUGCUUACGGUUUAAUAUUCGAUGGUCAAUUUAUUUUAAGAAAUUUAUCAGUAGUUGGAGGUUUAAUUCUUGCAUUUUCUGAUAGUAUUGUUAGAGAUAAAAGAAGAUUAAAUAUGCCAGGUUUACCAAUGAUUAACAACCAUGACAAUAAAAAGUAUUUUCUUUUAGCUGGUAGAUUACUUUUGAUUUUCUUAUUCUUGGGUUUUGUUUUCUCAUCUGAAUGGUCAAUCAUUAGACUUUUCGUUAUUUUAAUUGGUUUGAUUUCUUGUGGAUCAAUCAUUGUUGGAUAUAAAACUAAAUUUGCUGCAUUUAUUUUAACUGUUCUUUUAUUUACUUAUAAUGUCUUUGCUAAUCAAUUCUGGAAAUAUGGUCCUCAUGAUUCGACCCGUGAUUUCUUAAAGUACGAAUUCUUUCAAACUUUAUCCAUUGUUGGUGGUUUAUUAAUCAUUGUCAAUGCUGGAGCUGGUGAAUUUUCUAUUGAUGAAAAGAAGAAGAUUUAUUAAACUCUUUCAGACUCUUCAUAAGGUAUUGUAACAAUUCAUUGGCUCCUAUACCUUUUGUAUCAUUUACUUAACUAAACACAAUAUACAUAUUCCUACAUAGGAUUUAAGACUUUGUAUGUGAUCCCCUUAACACUCUUAAAAAUGCUGUGGAAACCCAUCCACAAGUUCAAAAUCCUCUAUUUUGAAUAGACGACGACUCUUAUAGCCAAACAGUAACCCACUUUAGAUAUAAGAUUUUUCAGUUAGAA